Molecule: messenger RNA, 1405 nt
Organism: Emericellopsis atlantica
Lineage: Eukaryota; Fungi; Ascomycota; Sordariomycetes; Hypocreales; Bionectriaceae
Product: Butirosin biosynthesis, BtrG-like protein
Exons: 1
Coding region: 262-1149 (295 amino acids)
Molecular function (GO): gamma-glutamylcyclotransferase activity
Source: RefSeq, a predicted model, not a curated record
UUCUUGGGGGGCCUGGGCCUCGCACAGCCCAGCUCGUGACUCGAGCGUUUCAGACGUGGUCCAUGGCGAUUGGUCGUUGGCCAGUGCAUCGGCGGCCCUUUUCGCUGCCCAAUUCAUGCAGGAGAUGCUCCACAUCCGGGUCGACUCCCUAGACGCCAUCACGUUCUUCGCCCUUAAUCGAUUCGAAUCCUGAGAGCAGUCGAGCAUGUCUCACGCAAGUGUGUCUUUACCACCGCAUCAGCGAAUUAAUCCCUCGGCGUAAUGACGUCCCAAGCCAUCUCCAAGGCGCCUCGGCCUGCAGGCGGACCAACCACCUUCUACUUUGCUUACGGCAGCAACCUCCAUCUGAAGCAGAUGAAGAGACGGUGUCCGAACAGCAAGUACAUUGGGAGAGCCCGUCUCAUCAACUAUCGCUGGCAGAUCAACGAGCGUGGCUAUGCCAAUGUUCUUGAAGAGGAUGGCCACUGGGUCGAUGGGCUUGUGUAUGAGAUCAACCCGGUCGAUGAAGCCAAGCUGGAUAUCAACGAAGGCGUAUCCAAGAACGCCUACAUGAAGCGUAGCCUCAAGGUUCACCUGCACCGCGCUCCAAGCACGUUGUACCGCCGCCCGGUUUCCUGGAUCGUAAAUCAGGGUGGUCCAGCCAAGAUCGCUCGAAAGGCCAAGUCGGAGGGCCACAAGUACGCCGAGCACCAGGAGCACUGGGUACAGGAUGUUCUCGUAUACAUCAGCCUCAACUAUAUCCAGGACAGCGCGCCCAAGGAGGAAUAUGUGAACCGCAUCAAUCUUGGCCUGGCUGAUGCAAAGGCCCUCGGUAUGGAUCAAGACUACAUCAGCAACUGCAUCCGCCCGUCCAUCCCAGCGCCAGGGGGCAAAGGAACCGAGGAGCGGGAUAUACUGAGCCCGGCACCUCGGGGUCAGAAGCGCACAGCGUCCCCGCGGAUUCCUUCUCCGGCUCGUCGCGGUCAUCCACCAAGCUCCCCAGGAAAACAAUCUCGCCAGGUAACCCAAAGUCCCGCCCCAAGACGAAGGGCCAAUUCCGGGCCCCCUCCCUUGCCUCCACGACCGUCCUCAGCGCGACCUGUUGUUCGAUACUCGGAUGUCCCCGUCAUUGUUGUUGAAGAGUUCUCAUACUCGACGUACUCAGCCUAAGGAUGGUGCCAUUCUUCAAUUUGAAUACAAACGUCCCAGGAACAAAUUCAAUCUUGCGUUGUUUGUGCCGUCGUGUUCGGUGUUCUGACAUGCCGGCUCUCGUAUAGUUACAACGCUCAUCGCCUGCGAUUCGGAGGUAUUGUGGUUUGAGACUCUGCAUUCUGUCAGUCACGCUCUGUGCUGGCGGUGGAUGUAGUGCUCACUCCUCGGAUUGGCCGUUUUCGUGCUUGCGUCCCGCGCAGGAGGUCCUCCUGAA